Molecule: messenger RNA, 4200 nt
Organism: Ictidomys tridecemlineatus (thirteen-lined ground squirrel)
Lineage: Eukaryota; Metazoa; Chordata; Mammalia; Rodentia; Sciuridae
Product: asialoglycoprotein receptor 1
Source: RefSeq, a predicted model, not a curated record
GAAUUGGGAAAGAGCAGGGAACUGGUCGGUCCCUCUGAUCCUGGUCAGGGAUAUUUGGAGACACCAACAAUUCUGGGAAAUUCAGAGGUGGGGAGUGAAAAGGGCAGAGACAGAGGGGACAACAACACAGUGCAUCCCAGCGCCCCCAGGUCUGCUCCCCUUCCCAAAGGGUUCAAUGAGGUGUGAGGUGACUGGCUUGUGGGUGUGUGUGGGGAUAGGCCAGAAGACUCCCCUUCCCUGGGGAGAAGAGCAGAGGCAACUCAUCCCCCACUCCCACCCCCAAGUUCCAAAUCUAUUUCCAUCUUUGUUUACCGUCCAAAGUCCCAAACACUAGAGAUGCCAGAUUCCGCGUGCUCAGACACACAGACACCCAUACACACAGACACACGGGUCCAGGGCCCUCAUAUGGACCCUGACUCCUCCACUCCCACUAUUCAGGGCUGGCCACCAACUCCAAUUCUCCAGGUUUCAGCCCCUUUCUUAGCCUGGGAUCUGCAUAGCAUCCAGGGACCUGGGAGCCAGACCUACAGAACUUCAGUCCAACACCAGGCCUAUCAUGACGAAGGAAUAUCAAGAUCUUCAGCACCUGGACAAUGAAGAGAAUGACCAUCAUCAGCUCCGAAGAGGGUUACCUCCUUCUCAGCCUUUUUUGCAGCGGCUCUGCUCCGGACCCCGCCUCCUCCUGCUCUCCUUGAGUCUCAGCCUUCUGUUGCUGGUGGUUGUCUGUGUGAUUGGAUCCCAAAACUCCCAGCUGAAGGAGGAGUUGAAGGCCCUGAGUAAGACCUUCAGCAACUUCACAGUGAGCACUGAGGCUGAGGUCAAGGCCCUGAGCACUCAGGGAGGCAAUGUGGGAAGAAAGAUGAAGUUGCUGGAGUCCCAGCUGGAAAAACAACAGCAGGAUCUGAGUGAAGAACACUCCAGCUUGCUGCUCCACGUGAAGCAGUUUGUAUCUGACUUGCGAAGCUUGAGCUGUCAGAUGGCUGUCCUCCAGGGCAAUGACUCUGUAAGGACCUGCUGCCCCAUUAACUGGGUGGAACAUGAAGGUAGUUGCUACUGGUUCUCCAGCUCUGGGAGGCCCUGGCCGGAGGCUAACAAGUACUGCGAGCUGGAGGACUCUCAUCUGGUGGUGAUCACCUCCUGGAAGGAGCAGAGAUUUGUCCAGCACCACAUGGGCCCUUUGAACACCUGGAUGGGUCUAACAGAUCAAAAUGGCCCUUGGAAAUGGGUGGAUGGGACUGACUACGAGACAGGCUUCAAGAACUGGAGACCAGAUCAGCCAGAUGACUGGUACGGACAUGGGCUGGGAGGAGGCGAGGACUGUGCCCACUUCACCCCUGAUGGCCGUUGGAAUGAUGAUUUCUGCCAGAGGCCGUACCGCUGGGUCUGUGAGACAGAGCUGGGCAAAACCAACUAGGAGCCUUCCUCCCCCUAAUUUAUUUCCUCAAUGCCUUGAGCUGCUGAGGUCUGGGAUUGGAAAUCCUCCUAUGUGGGGGUCUGCACUGUCUUGGGGAUUUUCAUCUAGGAUCUAAGGGGAGGGGUGAGUGUACAGUGUUGUUUGGAAGGGUGGGGUGAUGGCAACCCAUGACACUUUCAGCAGUGUGAAGCUUAUUAUUGACAAUUUUUUUUUAGAGUAAAAGGAAGAGAAAUAUAUUUAAACGUCCUAUGAACUGUCUGGUUACUGGGCAUUAGGAACUGGGAGGGGCCUGGUUGGCAUUAGGAAGACCUGGACAGGUAGAGGUAUCAUGAGAACUGAAUGAGCUUUGGGCCAGAUGGUCUGGGUAGGAGUCCAGCUUUGUUAUUUGCAGGUGUUGAGCUUGGGCAAGUAACUUUGUUCUGUGAAACUCAGCCACAAGAUAGGCUUGUUAGUGAGGACCAUCUACCUGCUGCAAUACCUCCAGUUCUGAACCACCCCAAGUUGUUGAGUGCUUCAAAUACCUUAAAUGAGCCAUUUGCAUGGUGACCUCUAUAAUCCAAGCUACUCAGGAGACUGAGACAGGAGAAUUACAAGUUUGAGGCCAGACAGUAAUUUAUUGAGACUCGAUAAAAUAAAAAAAGGCUAGGGAAGUAACUCAGUGGUAGAGCACUUGCCUAGCAUGUGUGAGGCUCAGGGUUCAACUCCUAGUACCACAAAAUAACAACAAACAAACACACACUUUGGAUAAAACUCACUGGCAUCUAUUAUAUUUAGUGUAUUAAACAGAAGUCACAUUCAUAAAUAGGUGACAAAUACCAUGAAUACAUACAACCUGAUUCACCAAACAUAUGAGGACAACCAGGACCUUGAAAGAAAAGCAUUAAUAUUAACAGAAUCAACAGUCAAGUCUGGGAGUGAGGACAAUUAGGACUUUACAGAUACUUCUGGAAAUAGUAACAAAAAUAGACAAGAGUGUUUGCUCACAUACAAGACAUAUGCUAAUUUCAAAAACAAGCAGUGCUCUGACCAUAAUAUAGCAGUUAGAAAUGGAGAGCAGAGUACAUCCUGUAAAAAAUGUAUCAACAGCCAGGCACAGUGGUCCAUACCUGUAAUCCCAGGGACUUGAGAGGCUGACUGCAAGUUUGAGGCAACUUAGUGAGACCCUGACUCAAAAUUAAGAGGAAAAAGCUGGGGAUGAGUAUGGUGGGGCACACCUGUAAUCCCAGCAACUUGGGAGGUUGAGGCAGGAGGAUCACGAGUUCGAGGCCAGUCUCAGCUACUUAGGGAGACCUUAAGCAAUGUUGUGAGAUACUGUCUCAAAAAAAAAAAAAAAAGGGCUGAGGAUGUAGUUCAGUGGUAGAGCAUCUCUGGUUUCAAUCUCUUGGGACCAGGAAAAGGAAGAAAGAAAGAAAAUAAAAAACAAAAUAAAGGAUCAGUUAUGUAUCUAAAUACAUUGCUGAUUAUUUUAAAUGUAAAAAACUAAGUUGUCUUGUUAAAAGACAGACAUUUCCAGACAAACUAGAAUCCAAUUACAUGCUCAAAAGACACAUCUGAAUCAGAAAAGUUGAAAACAAAAAUAUGAAAAACAUAUUGGGGCAAAUUCUAAUUGAAAUGAACUAUCAUAAGAAAGUAUACUUUAUAACAAAAAGUAUUAUUAGAGAAAAAGAGGGCCACUUUCUAAAGAUAAAAUGUUCAAAAAUUCAACAGGAAUAUACACCAGUAAUAAGUAUGUAUGCACUGAAUAACAGCCACAAAACUUAUGAAGUACAAAAUUUUGAACUACAAGAAAAAAAUAGAGGGCUGGGGUUGUAGCUCAGUGGUAGAGCAUUUACCUUGCACACAUGAGGCACUGGGUUCAAUCCUUAGCACCAUAUAAAUAGAUAAAAUAAAGGUAUUGUGUCCAUCUACAACUAAAAAUAUUAAAAAAAUAGAAAAAUCUAUAUAUUUUUUUCUGUAAAAGGAUGAUCAAAUAUCUUUCUCAGUAAUUGAUAGAUCAAGCAAAAAAAAAAAAAAAAAACAAAAAACCUUUAGGAUACAGAUGUUUUGAAGGCAGAAUAAUCUAUUAUGACCUAAUGGACAUACCCACUGAACUUCACUCAUCAUCUGCAGAAUAUCCAUUCUUUUCAAGUACUCCCAGACAUUUUUAAAAAAUGGUGCAAAUACUGGGACAUAAAGCAUCUUUUAAUAAAUUUCUAAUGGGGAAUUUUCACUACCAUGAGGGGAAAUAUAAACUCCUAUAUCAAAAUUAAUUAAUCAAAUCAGCAUAUUAUGAGAUAUCAUAUUCAAGUAGCAUAUAUAUCAAGAAUUCAGAUAAUUUAACAUCAGAAAAUUUGGUUAGUAUGAUAGAUUUAGGGAGUACAGAAGGAUCGAUUAAGGGACGAUAAAAGAUAAAAUUACACAAUACAGAAAAGCACUCAGCAAAAGUUCAGCUCCUCUGCACAAUAAAACCUUUCAGGACUUUGGCAGCUUCUAUCUUGUUGCUUCACUGCUGUUUCGACUAGAUGUUCCAAGACACCUGGCCCAGUCACGACACACUCCAGACCAGGGAAAAGAGAAGGAAACAGCACACUUUCUUUCUCUGUCUAUAGGACACUUCUGGAAGUUGUCAGCUAACAUCUCUUGGAUCAGAGUGAGUCUCAGGGCCACAGUUAGCUGCAAAUGGUUCUGAGAGGUGCACUCUUUAUCCCACAAGGAAAACUUCAGGGAAUUCUAUUUUUGUAGAACAGGAGUCAACAAAUUUUGGCACUCACCUGUUUUUGUAAAUAAAGUUUUAUUAGAACACUGCA